AUGUCGAAGUGGUCAAAGCUGCAGCUUCCAAGUGACAGCCGUGCCCCGCCACUUCUCUACAAGUACCUUACCAGCAAAUUAGGUUGUGAGAUAUACGUGACAGACCUGGCCCAUGUGUGGUCCCAGAGCCUGAGCCGCAAAGAAAUCCUGAAAAACGCAUCCAAAUAUAACACGAGCAUUGAUCCCGGCGAAGAUGAAGAACAGUAUUUUGUUUUCCUACAGAAAAUUUUCUGA
This is a messenger RNA of Histoplasma mississippiense, 234 nucleotides long. RefSeq lists its product with no specific name. Lineage: Eukaryota; Fungi; Ascomycota; Eurotiomycetes; Onygenales; Ajellomycetaceae. Gene Ontology annotation, cellular component: DNA ligase IV complex; nucleus. Gene Ontology annotation, biological process: double-strand break repair via nonhomologous end joining. The record is from RefSeq and is a predicted model, not a curated record. Bases 1 to 234 code for a protein of 77 amino acids. The transcript has a single exon. Gene Ontology annotation, molecular function: DNA end binding.